AUGGGCCUACGCCGGCUACUCUUAAUUAUUUCUAAGGGCUUUGUGCGCUGGCGGCCAAAUAAUUACCUCUAUAAGACAACCCUUGGACCGCUAUUAAUAGUUUUUGUACUCAUCGGUUUUCAGAACAUCGUAGGAAUGUGCAUAGCCCCGGGUAUGAUGGACCACACCCAUCUUCCCUUUUCUAUCAGCAGAUUCCUGUGUGGUAUUGAUGAUUGGCAAAGAGUCGUUAUUUCUGUUGCAGCAUUUGCAUAUCUAGGAGCCGUUCUAUUUUAUCUUUUAACAGCUUACCUGAGUCGCGCCCUUCUCCGGCAUCCAUAUAUCUAUUGGUUUAGCUUUGGACUAUGCACCAAUUUAAUUUUAGUGACAGAAGCCCCGAUUUUAAUUAACAUGGGUCAGUUUAUAGCCAAAGUCGUGUAUAUUCGUACCUCCAUGAAGAUCCUCUGGCUCGUGAUCUUGACGUUGGGGUGGCUUAUUAAGCAAGUCAUUGAUUUGAAUAUCAUCUCCCGCUUUAACGUUCACAAUGUCCACAUAUUAACUAUUUCUGCAGUGUUGGAUACUCGCCAGCUCCUGGCCAUUAUUAAGCUCUUUUCGUUGGGGCCUUUUCUUGCACAGCUCUACCCUUUUUAUGACAACUACAUCUAUGUACUUCACUCACUCAUCUUAAUAUUCUUUGUAAUUCAAGCUGAAAUCUUUGCGUCACUUAUUAGUAACAUCCUCUUGACCUUUGUGACAGUGUAUACUGCAUCUAUAACGGUAAUUAGUUCACUAGUGUACUUCUUUUCUACAAUUUCUCCAGGCCUUUCCAGUGCAGGCUUCUAUGCCAUUACGUAUCUAAGUGCCCUACUAAUUGCGUUACUCAUGGUCCUUUAUAAGUACAGCAAAUACCAUGACAGCGUUGAGCACUUCACUCGCUCCAUUUCCUUCAUGCGGUUCCUAGAGGGAAGCAGCCUGAUGGGAAGAUCGUCAUCUAGGCUAUAUGCGCUUCUAACCACCUUUGUCAGAAACUGCAAUGAAAGAGACGGGAUUCCAAUCCACAGGUUUGAAGCCUCAUGCAUUCAACUAAGCAUAGAAACACAAAAGGCCACAACUUACUUCAACACCAAGAUCUUCCUUUUUCCUCCGGGGAUACUGCUGUACUUAAUAUGCAUCUACUAUCCUCUGUCCCUUUUGUUGUCCUUCUACGAGUUUGUUAGAGGAAUGACCCUUUCUAAGGAUAUAGACCUUGUUAAUUUGGGCACCCCACAAGAGGAAAUCCUCUUGAAUAAAAAGUAUGGAAUUGCCUUGCAUGCACGCGGACAGCAGCCACCGUUUCUCCUUGAGCAGUUUUCUAUCCACAAUAUCAGGCUUGCGCGACUUUGUGAGCUUCGCACAUACGGAAUGGAUACAGCACUAGAUAGAUAUUUGAUAAAGCUUAUUUUUAAUUGUCUCAUUGUUAGACAGGAGAAGAUUGAAAUGGCAAUCUUGGGGUUUAUUCUUCUUCUUCUCAAUGACAGCGCCACAAAGGCGGAUGACUACAAGGAGCUGGCGUCUCAAUUGCACAGCACAAGCUUCUUCAGAUAUAUCGAUAUAUGUUCUGUGCUCGUCUCAUCCGAGGCCCGGACCAUUACGGACUCGUUUUUCAUGCCCCAACAUCUUUAUCGCGAGCACUGUAUUGCAAUGUAUUUGGCAAGGAAGUAUGCUGUACCAUUUAUAACGUCGACCUGUGCAGAGUUUGGCCAGAUCUUGGCUGUCAUUUUCACCAAAUCUGUAAGCAUUUCUCACAUACGCAUAUUGCAUAGCGCGGAGCUUACUAUGGCCCUGGACUUCGCCUGGAGCUACUUUGCAAGCCCCUGGGUCUUUAUAUACUUCGGCACUAUUCUGGAAAUUAUGUUGAAUUACACUGGGAUGACGGGGAACAAGCGUUACGAAGAACAAAUUCAUCAGAAGACGCUCCAAUUUGCAGCACUAAAUUCUAAAAAGUUGACUGGAAAUCAAUCUGCAAUCCAUCAAGAUACGACGACUUUAUUCAAUUUCAUUUCACUAGCAGGAAAACAUCUAUCGCCUGCGCAGUACUUCUUUAAGACCCACUUGCUCUCCUUGUUCCCUAAGAUUGACUUCAAGAUUUUUGAGUUGGAGUCUGUCUAUCAGGAGGUGAGCUAUCCUUCUCUGAUUUAUGACACUCUGUUCCCAUAUGUGCCCGCUUUUACCGCCUUUACAGUUAAGAUACAGGGUCAAGGGUCUAAGAUCGCAGAUACAGACUCCACAUAUCUGCAACAGAGGAUGCCGGAUGGAAAGGACCGAACCGUGAUUAUAGUUCCCUACGUGCCCACUCUGUACAGCCGCUUUGAGAAGGGCACACUAGUGACCAUACACACGUAUAGCGAAAGGGAGGUUUUCACCCCUUUGUUCAAGUGCUGGUCAGAUGCGCAUCUAGCUGGGCGCAGUACUAUGCACUCACAAUUUCAAUUGUUAGAUGAUUCACCGGGAUCUGCUACACCAUAUGGACACAGCUUUCAGCUUUUCUUGCGGGAGCAGAGAAUUAAGUACACCUCUCUUGAGAACUCGGAGUACACACUCUCCAGUCCAAAAGAAGUAUCUGGAGAUGAAGUGUAUCUUGUAGAUGAUGGAACUGACGGUGGAAAACUGGGUAUCGGCACAACGGAAAGAUGGAGUACAAGGUUUGCGCCCUCGAUCACCUAUGAUCUUCCUCCGGCAGUUGCCCUUUCACGUCUCAUUAAAUACUAUGCAUAUAUUAAUACUUCAAUAGGCCAAAACACAUUUCAGAAAUUUAUUUUCGGUAAACGCAAGACUAAAACGAUAGUAGAUCCUUUGGGAAAUAGAUCUGAAAACAGCCUAUUCAAGCUAGCCCGCUGGCCAAACUUGGUACAGAUAUGGCGGAGAAAAAAGCAGAAGAAGCAUGCCAAGAAGCAGGAAAAGGUCCCUGAACAACCUCAUAAGGGCCAUUCAAAUGGGUAUUGUGAGUCUGUGGUCUCGGACCAAACACAGGACACAUCAUCCUCAAUUAUUCUCGGUUCAACUAAGCUAGAACCGAUCGCAAUAACCGACUCUGCCUUUUCGUCCGUGUCCCGAUCAAGUUCAAACCUGGCUUUCGCAACAACAGCACCAACACCACCAGUAAGAGGCCAUCCAGUACCCACCCCAGGUAAUUACACCGCUGAGCAAGUACAGCGGGACUUGGCCGGUAUUUCUUCUAAGGAUGAGAAGCACUCCGUUUCCGAGUUACUUACUAGCGAGAAACUCCUCACUCAGGCGGUUGGGGAGCUAAUUAGACCCGAGGCAAAGAUUGUUCGCGUUGGGGGCGUUUCACAAGAUACUUUCUCAAUUAUGACAUUAGUUGUACUCAUCGAUUUGAUUGAGAACAUCUAUACAUUUGAGGCGGCAGAUAACAACAACUCCAUCCUCACAGUAGGGAAUACUGGGCACAUAUUUGUGGAUACGCUAUUUAAAAACAAUUUCCUUCGGUUUUUUAGAUUGUUGUCUGGGUUUAUAGUACUUUUCAAGCCCUUAACUAGGGGCCAGGGGGAAACCUCGAUGUAUCACGAUCUUCUCGGAGCAAAGAGUCAUCAAUCUCUUACCUUGCAAAACUGGACCCUUGUGACAGUACUACAGUUAAUCUACAAUGAGUUCUGUAUCGUAAGAAAAGUCCUCUCGUCCACAACUACAAUUCGACACAAGGACCAAUCGAUUUUGUUUAUGUAUUAUGGUUUUCUUCGUUCUUUUAAUUUCUGCCCAAAGGAUACGGCACGCUUUGCAAAGAUUUGCAGAGAGAUCAUACCAGAAGCGAUAGAAGCAGAUAGGACGCCUCACUUGAGAAGCUUCUUAAAUAUUGUAGUUCAUACACACAGCGGAAUCAACGUGGCACAUCACGACAGUCCCGGCAUGUCUGGCUUAUACCACGUGCACAGUUCAGGACGAAACACGCCGGCUUCACAGAGCUCUGCGGGUAAUGACAAUUCUAGUACAGAAAUAUUCAGCGAAGGCUUGCCCAUUUCGCAGCACUAUGACCCGCAGAUAGAUAACUAUUCUGACAUCAAGGCUAGAGGGUAUCUGGGCUCCUUAUUUGAUUCGCACAAUCACGAAGAACAUGCAGCCGCUCAUGAGAAUGAUAUUUUUGGUGCAAAUCUGAGCAAAACCUAUAGGCGACAACUUGAAGAGCAGAUUGCAAAGCGUGCAGAUGGAAUCCGGGCAAUCUCAAUUGUUGGGAGAAAGGUGCAUCUAGGCUUCAUAUCAGAACGCAUGAGGACCCUAAAGGGUUGGUUCAAUCUACCUCACCAGCUAGAUAACGCUCCCCAUACAACUGCAUCAUUUUACAUAUCCUUAGCAGGAACGGCUCUCUUCCUUUUUGUACUCUUUUGUAUAAUUUAUUUUUAUCUUGGCGAUCUGUGGGUUAGAGGUCUCACAUUGUCAGACUACUUAGAUCUUCUACUCUAUAAAUACAUACACAACGUUAGACUUUGGUCGAUUGAUAAGAAACUCACAAGCAACACUAGAGGUAAGUGCUCCGCGGAGAUGCGGAAGCAGUAUGAGACUGUAGCCACUGCGAGUCUGAGCUUGUCAUGCUUUUAUGGAGAAGGGUUGUGCAACGGGAUCUUAACGCACCUGUCCCAGUACUCGUUUCUAAAUGGAAACGAAUCAAGUUCCACGCAGGACUACUUACUUUACAAUGGUAGCAGCAAUGCGAUAACAAAUGAUGUCAACGCACUAGAAAACGAUUCCUUCUACAAGUCUCAGCUGAUCAAUCUAUUUCCAUCAGAGCUCUACAACGAGAAUAGUGAUGACAUUACAAUCUUCUUAAGCUUCUUUACCAAUUUAACAACUCCCAGCAAGACCUUCCAAGAUUUGCUCUCUGGGAUCAUAGACCCCUCCAAAAUCUUUUCAUAUAUUAGUGUUAUGCGAACAAACCCGCUACUGUCUAAAGUAUUGCAAAUACCAGAGACCUUUCACUGGCUGUGGGAAUAUCAGGCACAGCUGGAGAAUUAUAUCCCUCGUAUUAGCAUAACUCCUAGUGUGCUUAAGCAGUCCAAGGCGUUAUCCCCAAUUUUUGCCUAUACCGUAUCCUUCAGAGAAUAUGCAGACAUCUUGUCGUCUCUAUUGUAUCAGAAGACGUAUCUGCCCGACAACGAGAGGUUCCAUAUCAAGUUUGAUGAUUCGAGGUUCACGACGACCCCGUUAUUUGAUCAAAAUAUCUUUGAAACAGCGCCACAGGGGGUCAAGAAGUUGAUUCUAUAUUCCACAGUCGCAAGGGAUCUCGCUGUUCAAUACCUUUUCAACAUAGAGCUCCCAAUUCACAUACUGAUAUGCACGCUAUGUCUUGUUAUCGUUAUAUCAACUAUCCGCAGCAUCCAGUUUCGCAAACUCAUCAUUGUUUUCUUUAGAAUUCUCAGCAUUUAUCAGCAGCUUAACUACAAUGACAUUUCUCGUUUAUCUAACGCGAUCUGUUUUAAGAUAUGUGACUUUGUGAUCCAGUUUUACGAUAUUAAUGCCUUGCAGAUGCUCUUAAGAGACCCCCACAUUAACAAGUCAUCUAGUCAGUCUCGGAUGACCCCUUUUAGCACAAGUAUUAGCACAUCUAAACUCCAGACAAGAGCUUCGGGGACUACGAUGCAGACCCCAGCAACGUCUGCAGAGCCGUCUGUUCAAGAGGUAGACGAUGUUAAGACUCACGGAGAAUUGCCAAGAAUAGCAGAGGCAUCUACGAGCCAGCAGAACCAGCAAUCUUUUCUAUCAUCCUCUCAUCGUCAUUGUCCCGAAAUCUUGUCUACUAUGCUAGACAGUCGCUCACAGAAUACGGGUGACAGAAGCACAACCAAAUCACGGUUUAGCACACCCCUUCGCUCAGAGGACCUGAACAAUGAGAGUCUAAUUGCAGAGACCAGAUCAACAUCAUCAAGCCACAGGGUCAGUCACUUCAAGCAAUCUAGGAGAUUUUGUUGCAACCUGAUGGCGCACAAGGUAUUAGAAAAAAUCAAAGAGAUUAAAAAGCAAGCUGAUAGCACACUCAGCUUAACAUUCAUGCAGCGAGUGUUCAUUUGCUGCCCCUUUUUGGGCAUCUUUAUAUCCUUCAAGUCAAGACUGGAAGCGCUUGAGAAGACGUGCACGAGGCUGAAGGGUGAGUUGGACCUUCUAAGUUCAUUAAGCACACAAUCAGCAGAAGAAAAGCAAAUUGUUGAAGGUGCAAUAAAUGUUAUCAACGCCAGGCACUCCAAGAUGAAUUAUCGAUACGUGGCUUUAAAGCGCAAAGCAGACAACAUCCAACCUAUCUGUUUGUUUCUCCUAUUGGUCAUAUUGUCUGUAGUACUUUCGGUGGCAUCUGUUCACGUGCUGGGGUCUAUUUCCAUGACAUUGACCCACCGUGUAAUGUCAUCAGAGUCUGCGCUCCUCUUGACACGGAAGUUGCACUUUUUUCAGCACAUGCUGAACUAUCUUGAAACAGGGAUCUGGAACAUUCGCAUGGGCGCCAACGUUUCUACUUACAAAGAAACCUAUACCAGCGCAGUCAAGCACCUCAAUGUUGAGGAGUUAGAAAGCAUGUUUUCGGAGUUCAAUAGGUACAACGUCUUCUCCAUACCGCUUACCUCCUAUGCAAGGAUUUUAGCUCCAUGCAGCAAUUUGUUCUACGCAUUAACAUUCGUGUUUGAGCCAUUGUUGACGGCUCCUCGUUAUUUGUUCACUGUGCUUCGAGCCCCCCUCUUGUUCUUAACCCGCAUUGUUGCUCCGUCUCAACUUCUUGAGUAUACUCGUAGAGACGGCAAUGUUAUCCAUCGCCAACUCGAUUACCAUUUAGAAGUAAAGCCGUUCUAUAGCGACAGUACGGUCCUGACAUAUUACAAGCUUCUGCGCUACUUUAUAGACGUUUCAAAUACGAUGUUGGAGCUGCCAAUGAUCAAAGCAAAAGAUAGCUCCUACGACUUCGUCGCUACAAACUAUGAUGUUGAAAAUGAUAGCGCAGAAUGCGUCCUAAAGAAGACACUUUUCAGCAAUCUUUUAUAUGAUACGUAUUCUUUGGAGCAUUAUUUGGACCCAAGAUCCCCAGCAACUCUCCUUGUAGAUUACUUCGAUAGUCCCAACAAGGAUGCUGUGCGGUCUUUCAGCGACCUAUAUCACCAUGCAAAUAAGAUACUGGACAUGACAAGCUUCAAAAGCCUCUUCUAUCUCUUCUCUGCGCGCUUUAACCAAGAGGUUGAGAUUCACUUGGGCCCCAAAAAUUCCAGUGAGUCUGUGUACGAUACUAUGAAACGUGCCAUGAAGCUCUAUCUGUUCGGCAACUUCACGGAAUAUAUACUCAAAGAUACAUCGGGUACAAUCCGUUUGGUGGACCUUAAUCUUUCGACUAACUUCAUAAUGUCCAUCAUCUCCUUGUCUGUGCUUCUACUAACAAUUAUUCCUCUAGCUCUCUAUUGCAGCCUCUAUGUUUUUUGGAGCUUCAAGCACUUGCUCUUCUCUAAUGGACAUAGUCACGGGUUCAACUCCGGGAAAAUCAGAAAAUAUAUUAACAUUUUGAUAAUCAUCGGAAUUUUUUCAGCAGGACUUGCUGGCUGUAUGCUGGUCUCCUUGUCAGGUUUUAAUCUAGCAUAUGCAUUUCGCAUCGAUAGAGAAUACGCCUUAAUUCGCUCGCUCCAUGAAUUAAGCAGCUAUCACCUUCGUUAUCGAAGAGACAGCAUCGCGACGUUUCUAGACCAACCAGUUGCCUACUCACCAACAGACGUGUUCGUUCCGGCACAAGACCGCUUAGAUACUAUAUAUCAUGAAAGCCUAUCGCUUCUCUACUACUACGGCUUCUUCAUUCCUCAUUUAAACCGCCAAGAUUACUACAAUAUAUCUGCCUUGAAGGAAGACCUGUUGAAUGCUGCGCUUUCCGGAUACAAUGAGACAUCGUAUAUCUCUGAGCUCCAGCUCUAUAACUCCAUGCCUUCAUACAGCUCUUACAUCCUUAGUGAUUUUCCUAUUUCCAUCCAGGAGUACAUCUAUGCAGCAAAGAAGUUAAUAGAGCCGAAUAUACCCCUGAUUAGAUGGAAUGAGAACCUUGGAAACGCUAGGUUCACACAGGGAACUGUCGAGGAAGUGCUAUCGUCAUUCUAUUCGUUUGCAGAGCAAAGAAGCUUUUCAAUUUUAAUUCAGAAACAUCUCAGAGACAAUUACGUUUUAGCCCUCUAUCAGCCAACCGCAGAUUCUCCAGACAGCCACAUUAAUAUUUUAGAUUCUAUUGCUCAGAUGCAUCUAGAUACUCUUGAUCAGGCAAACAUGGGAAUGGAGUAUGCUUUUGGCAGACUCUACGAUGGCAUAAUGUCUCUCUUUGUCCAGAAGCAAAAAGAGCACGACUCUAAGCUCGAAGUUAGGUCUCUGUUAAUCAUUUGCAGUGUUCUCCUUACGCUGGUUACUAUAUCGAUCAGUAUAGUAUUUUCUUCCCUUCCCAUAUACACAGUGUACGCUAGAAUGCUCAAGGAUAGCCCUUCGAGUUCUUCAGACUCUCCACAGGAGGUUUCUGCGAUUGAAGUCGAGAUGCUACUGGAGCAGACAGGGCACAUGGUGAACAGCAUGUAUAACAUGCAGAUGGAUGAGCAUGCUGCAAAGCAUCUUCAUAGGAAUGACAAGGUGCGAAAGCUAUUUGACAAGAUAGCGUCGUCGCAAAUCGUUGGGACAAAACAGCUCUUUUUAGGAGAAAUCGUCUUCUAUACACUAGUUCCGUUACUUAUUGGAACCUUUGGGCUGUUCUUUCUAUGGGGGAGCAUAGGGCUUAUUUUCAUGUAUGCAAAAUACUACAGCAUAAGUAGCUAUGUAAAGGGCAUGCCCAUGCUUGUAGAAAGCGUCCGCUACAUUAACCAGUAUCUGAUUACAGAGGCCGAAACACACCCGGAAUAUGCAUCUAAGUACUCAUACUCGUCAACGGACAACUUAAGUGUGGAAGAGAAGAUUGCGAUCAAGGAAAGCGCGCAGAGAUUUCAGUCUUUCUGUGAUCUUCACGCAGAGCAUAUACAUUUGCUACGUAUCAUGCUAGAGUCAAUCUGCUAUGGCUCUGAGUAUGUGCUGAAGUUUAGUAGCCCCAGUGUGCGCUUUGGCGAGAGGAUCCAAGGAUUCUCUGCAGAGAUAGACUCAACGCUCCUCUAUUGGAACCAACACGAAUCCGUGACGACGGGUCAUGUGUCCUGCAGGAAGUUGUAUGAGAGGCUUACAGAAUUGAGUAUCCCAGCCCUCACGAGGAUAACUCAUAUCGCAGACCAAAUUAGUCCUCUCGGAAUCAAUGCUAAUUAUACAAUCAAUCUCAUCAACAGCACCAAUGGCACCAACGUUACCGGAAGUAUCACUCUAGGUCAGAUUUUAAACCUUCUUGUGCCUCUAAGUAACAUCAACCUCACAAGCAACUUAGAAACCUUUAGAGUAAUGAGUGACACUCUUCAGGUAGCGAUGGAGGCGGUGUCCAAGCAAAUAAACACAUACCUCUAUAACAGGAUUGUGACGGUGGUGAUUGUUUUAGUCGUCGUAGUCUUUGUCUAUACAAUUAGCAUCAUUGCUCUCAUUUGGUCGACUGGCCGUCUAAAACAUCUCAAAUCCGUGAUCAUGUUUGGCCACAAUAUCCUGGUGGAGUGGAGAGACACCAAAUUUAAACGCCGACCUGGUUCAUCAGACUAA
Giardia duodenalis is the source of this 9627-nucleotide messenger RNA. RefSeq lists its product as uncharacterized. Gene Ontology annotation, molecular function: protein binding. The transcript has a single exon. Bases 1 to 9627 code for a protein of 3208 amino acids. The record is from RefSeq and is a predicted model, not a curated record. Lineage: Eukaryota; Fornicata; Diplomonadida; Hexamitidae.